Cavia porcellus (domestic guinea pig) is the source of this 2625-nucleotide messenger RNA. It is a transcript of the gene Slamf6, whose product is annotated as SLAM family member 6. The transcript is spliced from 10 exons. The record is from RefSeq and is a predicted model, not a curated record. NCBI's taxonomy places the organism in Eukaryota, Metazoa, Chordata, Mammalia, Rodentia, Caviidae. The coding region runs from base 848 to 1807 and encodes 319 amino acids. Gene Ontology annotation, cellular component: external side of plasma membrane. Gene Ontology annotation, biological process: T-helper 17 cell lineage commitment; T cell activation; positive regulation of type II interferon production.
UAAGAUUUUUCAACUGACAGCACAUAGCAAUGUUGACUACCUCAAGCUCUCCAGCUCCAGUCUACACCUCCCAGAGCAUGUUUUGGCUGAUCCAAGCUCUUCCACUUCUUUUCUGCUUUGGCUCAGCUACUGAGACUCUGGCACCACGCUACCCCAAGCCACUGGGCCUGCAGAACCAAUGGCCCUCCUCUGCCUGCUCAGAACUCCACAGUUCCAGACCAGCUGGGCCUCAGGGACACUGUGCACCCACCUGCCCCUUGGAAGUUCCACAGCUCUCCAAUCGCAGCCGGGUUAGGGUACUCACCACAGGCCCCGGUGCCUCGGGAACCUGUGAUCCCUCCCUGCUUGCAGAGAUAUCCACAGUCCUCCAAACACACCGAGAGGCCGAUGCAGGCACCCCAGAUCCGCCCAGCCCCUCCUCUGCACACCGAUGGCUAGGCACGGCAGCGAAACAGGCUGGGCUCCGGGGAUAGUGUGGACCCGCCCACCCGUUGGAAGCUCAGCAGUUCUCCAAGUGCAGCCAGGAUGGGGAGGCAGAUGUAGAGGCCUCAAACCCACUACUCCACUUCACUGCACCCGGAAGCCUGGAGGGUCCGGAACAGUCUGAGAUUUGGACAGAGUGUGCUGAGCACUCACCACAGGCCGCAGUGCCUCAGGAACUUGCGAUCCCUCCCUGCUUGCAGAGCUAUCCACAGUCCUCCAAACACACAGAGAGGCUGAUGCAGGCACCCCAGAUCCGCCCAGCCCCUCCUCUGCACACCAAUGGCUAGGCACCUGACAAAGUUUCCAAACAAGAUAAUAGGAGAUUAAUAGUGGGAAUGCAGCUUCACAGAGCAGCUCAAGCACAAUGGUGGUGAACGGGGUUGUCGGGGAGUCAGUAACUCUUCCCGUAAAGUUUCCAGCAGAAAAGAAGAUCCAAGCAGUCAGCUGGAGUUACAAUAUGACAUUUAUCGGCAUCUGCCAACCAUCUGAAAUGACAAAUACCUUGAUUCUCAAUCCUGCAAAUAACAAGAAGAUGAACUACACCCAGUCCUGUUUCUUACACUUCAGCAACCUGACAAGGAAAGACUCGGGACCUUACCGGGCCCAGAUAAACACGCUCACCUUUGAGACUUUGUUUUUUGAUUUUGCUCUAAGAGUCUUUGAACGACUGCACAACUUACAAGUUUCUCAUCACAUUCAAUUAUCUGGGAAUGGAACCUGUGAGAUCCACCUGACUUGCUAUGUAGAGAACCCAGAUGAUAGUGUCUCAUUUGAGUGGCAGCUCUCAGAAAACAUCUUUCUAAAUGAAACAAAUCUCACCGUCUCCUGGGACUCCAAGGAUUCCAGGGACCAGAGCUACGUAUGCACAGCCAAGAACUCUGUCAGCAAUGUAUCUUUCCCUGUCUCUGCCAAGAAUCUCUGCAAAGACAUUUUAACUAAAGACAAUCUACACUGGAAAAAUCUAACCUGGAUUAUAAUUUGUGUGAUACUUAUAAUCACCUUUAUAUUGAUGAUUAUUUGCAAGAAAAAAACAGAUGCCCUUCAUUUGCCUACUCAGCGUCCCGGGCUUGAGGGAGACUCUGAAGCUUCAGGGCACCUCAAGGUCACCCCUCAUCCAAGAGCAGGGCCCUUGGACAACACAGAGCUUGCUUCCAUCUCUCCGGGGAGCACAGUGUAUGCGCAGGUCACUCAUUCACAGCCGAAAGUGAAUAUCCUACCACAUACAAAAAACAAUGAUUCUGCUACAAUUUAUUCCACAGUUAAUCAUUUUAAACAGAAUAAGUCCACUUCUUCCUGUGCAAGUGCCCUUUAUAUUGACAAGUAAGUUGCAGAUACACUUCAAAGAAAAUCCAGAAAGACAGAUCUUAUGAUUCCAUUGGAAACAACAAAAAAGAAGAAACUUGGUUUUCUGCCUGGUAAUAGAAACUGAAUCCUAGGUGGGACCAUCACUUCCAGUCUUGAGACUCGAACCUGUUGGCCCAGGCAAACUCCUAAGGAGAAACAUCACCUCCUGCAUAUGAACCAAGUGAUGAGUUCCAGUUGACUCCAGGAUAAAACAUGCUUUGGAUAACAUCCCUGCAUAUUGACUUUCUCUUUGAUAAUGAAACAGAGUUAUGGCUUGCAGAUUAUAAUUCAUCAGGUAACCAUGUCUCAAAUUUUAGAAAGCAGCAUGUUGACUACAAACAACAGAAGAGAAAAACAAAAGUUAUCUACCUUAAAUUAACCUUACAUACUGGCUACUAAUUAUAUUAUGAAUCCAUGAAACAGGAUGAGCACCAAGCUUCAUCAGGAAAAACGAAGACUUGAAGAAAGAGAGUCAUGGAUGCUUCAGAAAAGGAGAGGGACAAGGAAAGGUUCAUAGUGGGGACCAGAGGCAGAAAGACGCUGUCAAGUCCCCUUGUUGCUUUGUCGCCUUCUACCCGCCAUGAAUACUUUCCUCCAUGAGGCGUGUUUGCCACACCACCCUGCCUCAGAGCCAUCCAGUUAUGGAUUGAAAUCUCUACAAACUGUGAAACAAAUAAAACUUUUUCCUUUUAGGGUGUUGGAUCAGCAAGGUAACUAAGACACAAGUAUUCAGCAAAACUGUUCAACAAAUGAAUAUGUAAUCGAUUUUGUGAGAAUUAAAUGAGACAAUACAACAGA